Molecule: messenger RNA, 942 nt
Organism: Tinamus guttatus (white-throated tinamou)
Lineage: Eukaryota; Metazoa; Chordata; Aves; Tinamiformes; Tinamidae
Product: putative P2Y purinoceptor 10
Biological process (GO): phospholipase C-activating G protein-coupled receptor signaling pathway; positive regulation of Rho protein signal transduction
Cellular component (GO): plasma membrane
Molecular function (GO): G protein-coupled receptor activity
Source: RefSeq, a predicted model, not a curated record
AUGGUUCCAAAACAGUACAGCCUGUACGCCACCACGUACACCAUCAUCUUCAUCCCUGGGCUGCUUUCAAACAGCGCUGCCCUCUGGGUCCUGUGCCGCUUCAUCAGCAAGAAGAGCAAAGCCGUGAUCUUCAUGAUCAACCUGGCCAUGGCCGACCUGGCCCACGUGCUCUCCCUGCCACUGCGAAUAUACUAUUAUAUCAACCACACGUGGCCUUUUGGGAGGUUCCUCUGCUUGCUGUGCUUCUACCUGAAGUAUCUCAACAUGUACGCCAGCAUCUGCUUCCUCACCUGCAUCAGCAUCCAGCGGUUCCUCUUCCUCUAUCAGCCCUUCAAGGCCAAGGACUGGAAGCGCCGCUACGACGCGGCCAUCAGCGCCGCCGUUUGGCUCCUCGUCGGCGCCGCGUGCUCUCCCUUCCCCAUCAUGCGCAACUACGGCCUGGCCAACAGCACCAACACCUGCUUUGCAGACCUCGAAGUCCGGCAGAUCGACAGCAAGGUGGCCACGGUGCUGAUGACGGUGACGGCGGAGCUCUUUGGCUUUGUUGGCCCUGUCGUCAUCAUCUUAUUCUGCACUUGGAAGACCAAAGUCUCCCUUCGGGGCUUCCAGAUACCAUCCGAAAGCAGCGGUGAGAGGCAGAAAGCCCUACGGAUGGUUUCCAUGUGCGCCACUGUGUUCUUCGUGUGCUUUGCACCGUACCACAUCAACUUCUUUUUCUACAUGAUGGUGAAAGAAAAUGUUAUUUCGGACUGUUUCUUACGUAGCAUCACUCUUUACACUCAGCCCUUUUGCUUGUGUCUCGCAAGCCUGGACUGCUGUCUGGAUCCAAUCCUGUAUUUCUUUAUGAAUUCAGAGUUUCAGGAUCAGAUAUCCAGACACAGCAGCAUGGUCAUCAGGAGCCGGCUCAUGAGCAAAGAAAGUGCCUCCUCAAUUAAGGAAUGA